Messenger RNA from Hyalella azteca, 672 nucleotides. Its product is annotated as alpha-L-fucosidase-like. The record is from RefSeq and is a predicted model, not a curated record. The transcript is spliced from 4 exons. Lineage: Eukaryota; Metazoa; Arthropoda; Malacostraca; Amphipoda; Hyalellidae. Gene Ontology annotation, cellular component: lysosome. Gene Ontology annotation, molecular function: alpha-L-fucosidase activity. Gene Ontology annotation, biological process: fucose metabolic process; glycoside catabolic process. Bases 67 to 672 code for a protein of 201 amino acids.
UGAUGUGAUAAAUAAUUUCCUUGAAUGAGCAGGUAAAAUUCAGAACUAUUAGAAUCGUCGACCUUAAUGCUGAAGUGGAUAGCAGUGAUGCUCCUUAUUGGAGCAGCAGCGCUGAGCGAGGCGCAGUACGCACCAACGUGGGAGUCGCUGGACGCGCGGCCGCUGCCCGCCUGGUAUGGCGAGGCCAAGAUCGGCAUCUUCAUCCACUGGGGCGUCUUCUCGGUGCCUUCCUUCGGCUCUGAGUGGUUCUGGGCGUAUUGGCAAGGAUCUAAAGAUCCUGCCUACGUGGAGUUCAUGGAGAAAAACUACCGGCCUGGGUUCACGUACCAAGAUUUUGCUGCGAUGUUCACGGCAGAAUUUUACAACCCAGUUGACUGGGCGGACAUUUUCAACGCGUCUGGGGCCAAGUACGUCGUGUUGACCAGCAAGCACCACGAGGGCUACACCAACUGGCCCUCCAAAGUAUCCUGGAACUGGAACUCCAUGGACGUGGGCCCCAAGCGUGACUUGGUCGGGGAGCUGGCUGAAGCGAUUCGUGCAAAUCACUCGCACAUCCACUUCGGCUUGUACCACUCCUUGUACGAGUGGUACAAUCCACUCUACCUGAAAGACAGGAACAACAGCUUCCAGACCAACUAUUUUAUCGUGGAUAGGGCAGAAUGUCAGCUUUAA